Lycium barbarum (goji berry) is the source of this 2061-nucleotide messenger RNA. Its product is annotated as transcription factor GTE1. NCBI's taxonomy places the organism in Eukaryota, Viridiplantae, Streptophyta, Magnoliopsida, Solanales, Solanaceae. Gene Ontology annotation, molecular function: protein binding. Bases 770 to 1921 code for a protein of 383 amino acids. The transcript has 9 exons. The record is from RefSeq and is a predicted model, not a curated record.
CCCCAUUAUUUCAUCUAUUUUAGAACAAAAGAAGAUUUUUUCAAGUUGACAAAUCAGGUCAGCAAAACGAAGAGUUUAAAAAAUCAUACAUUGAAAAUGGAAAAGCUAUAUUAACUUGUAGGAGCAAUCAUUGAAGUGAUUUUAUGAUUGGUAAUACUCACCAUAACUAGGGUUUCUUCCGCCAUUGAUGCUCCUAAGAAUCAUUGAUUGGGUGAACCAAAGUAGUGAAGACUUGAAGUAAUUUCAAGAAGGCUGUGCUUUUUUACCUCUGAAACAAAGAUGAAAAAGGAAUUGGAGAAGAAGGGUUUUUGAGAGAGAGGAGGGAAAUCUACCACUUUGGGUGAAAGAGCGCGCCUUUUUCCCCCUUCAAGAAUCACGUGCGGAUCACAUGUUAUAUCUCAGUUAGUUUUCUAACGGGAGGUGGAGUUCUCAGUUAGUGAGACUAAAUGUGCUCAGAUUUUGCAAACUUAAAGGAUAUAUAGUGUUCAAGGUUAUAUUUAAAGGACAAAGUUAAACCUAACCUAAAGAUAAGGGAUAUUUUUGGCCAAAAACUCCUUGGUGGAAGGCCAAAAUUGCCAUAUUGAAAGGUUUGGGGGGUCAAACUAGAAGAUGAAGAGGAAAUAAAAAUAAAGAAUGUCCGCUUGAUCGUAGUGGUUAGAUGUACUUGAAGCAACUAGUGCAAGUGCGGCGACUGUUUCCAGCGUUACAUUCGCCAGCGCCGUAAGCUCCUUCAUCCACUCUAAGCUCCACCAUCGUCCAUAUUUUAACGAUGGAAGGUGUGGAUGCAUCCAAUUUGAACUUGGAAAAUGUGGGACCACUAGUUAAUGGUGGGGAAGUGGAUGGUUUUAGAUGCAGUAUUGAUGAGCUAGUCAUGAAAGUCGAUAAGCUUGAACAAAGAGUGAAUGAAGUUGAGAAGUUCUACCUGAAUACAAGUAUAAAGCAACCAAACACCUCAAAGAAUACUUCUUCAGGAAAACAGAAAUAUAAGGAUAAACAUGUUCCGGGCUUUAAGAAGCUACAACAAGAAGCAUCACGCAGAGAGGCUGCUGCGGCUAAGAGGAUGCAGGAGCUUAUGCGCCAGUUUGGCACAAUAUUGCGCCAGCUCACUCAGCACAAAUGGGCUUGGCCUUUUAUGCAGCCAGUUGAUGUUGAAGGACUUGGAUUGCAUGACUAUUAUUCGAUUAUUGACAGGCCCAUGGACUUUAGUACAAUAAAGAAUCAAAUGGAGGCCACGGAUGGUGCCGGUUAUAAGCAUGUCAGAGAGAUUUGUGCUGAUGUUAGACUGGUUUUCAUGAAUGCAAUGAAGUACAAUGAUGAAAAGAGUGAUGCUCAUCUGAUGGCGGAAACAUUACUAGAAAAAUUUGAGGAGAAAUGGUUGCAACUUCUGCCAAAAGUUAAUGAGGAGGAAAAAAGACGAGAAGAGGAGGAAGCAGAAGCUCAACUGAAUAUGCAGCUUGCUCAGGAGGCUGUUCAUGCCAAAAUAGCCAGGGAUCUGUGUAACGAGCUUUAUGAAGUUGAUACACACGUGGAGGAACUCAGAGAGAUGGUGGUUAGAAGAUGCAGGAAAAUAUCAAUAGAGGAGAAGAGAAAUCUAGGGAUAGCUCUCACAAAGUUAUCUCCGGACGAUCUUAGUAAGGCGCUGGAGAUAGUAGCACAAAAUAACCCACUAUUUCCAGCUUCAGCAGAAGAGGUGGAACUUGACAUUGAUGCUCAGAGUGAAUUGACAUUGUGGAGGCUAAAGUUCUUCGUCAAGGAUGCAUCAGAAGUUCAGGGCAAGAGUUCAAGCAAAGGUGACAACAGUAACUCAGCCAAUGUAGCCGCUAGUAAUCCUAAUAUUAGUGCUGCCUCCAAAAGAAAAAAGGAGAUUUGUGAUGCUCUUGUUAAGAAUGCCAAGAAACGAAAUAAAAAACCCUCUAAAUGAAUUUGUUUAUGAAACAGGCUGCAGCUUAGGCGUGCAGUUCAUGUGUAUCAUCAUCUGAAGAAAAAGUUUAUUUGUCUAAUCAUGUUCAUUCACAACUGAAUGAAUGAAUGAAUGAAAGAAUGAGACAUUUGAAACGAAAA